CAACCGAGCGCGAUGAGAUCGAUCCUUAUAACCGGCUGCAACCGCGGUCUGGGUUUGGGCCUGGUGAGACAUCUGGUCGACUCACCGAGACCGCCGGACUACAUCUUCGCGACUUGCCGUGACGCAAGCAAGGCGACGGAAUUACGCGCGCUCGCUGACAAAUCGUCGGCCGUACAGAUCAUCGAGAUAGAUUUAACGGAUACGGAUAGCUACAAGAGAGUCGUAGACACGGUGAAUGAAAGGGUAAAUGGCGCUGGUCUUAACGUUCUCUUUAACAACGCUGGUAUUUCUAGCAAAUUUACACGUCUUGGCCUCGUAAAGAAACAGCAGAUUACCGACGCUUUUCUCAUAAAUACCGUGGCACCGAUUAUGCUAACAAAGGCUUUCCUGCCGCUACUUAAAACAGCUGCGAAAAAUUCCGAGGAUAAAACGGGAUUAAAUGUAAGAAGAGCAGCAGUUAUUAACAUGACAUCUAUCCUAGGCAGUAUUACCGAAAACGGUGAUGGCGGUUUUUACCCUUACAGAUGCAGCAAGGCGGCGCUUAACGCAGCGACAAAAUCAAUGAGCAUCGAUUUAAAAGCAGAUGGGAUAUUGGUAGCGUGUUUGCAUCCAGGAUGGGUGCGAACCGAUCUGGGUGGUAGCAACGCUCCAAUGGACGUCGACAACAGUGUCAGUUGCAUUCUGAAUACCUUAAACUCAUUAACGGAAAAACAAACCGGUUGUUUUGUGCAGUAUGAUGAGAUGUAUAAUAUGCACUGAUUAAGAGAUCAACUAUUUUAUUCGUAUGAGUUCAAGCUUAUUUUGUACAUGUCACGGUGCUAUAACGCAGAGGAAUGCAAGUUCUCCUAUAGUAUUAAUGAAAAAAAAAGAUAUUUGAGAUAUGUACAAUGAUUUUUAAGGACUAUCAGAAGCGUGAACUGUGUAUAAAGGUAUGUUUUUUUAGCACUUUUUUGUUUUUGCAAAACUAAUUAUAAUACUCUAAUAUUAUAAUAUUCCAACAGUUUGCACGGAUAAUUCUUGAUGUAGGAAUAAUCAUUAUAGCAAGAAAAAUAUAGUUUCGAAAAAAAAUAAUACUGCAGUGUGAGCUACUAAUCGCCGCGAAUGUACAAUCCGCUUUCAUUAUCAAGCAUUUUUCAAUGUUUGAAAUCACUUUUACAAUCUCAUACUCUAGAAUCUUUAAGUUAAGAGUGGAACAUGUACAUAUAUAUUAUUUUAUUGUUUCCGAAACGUGUUACAAUCACCUCAUACUCUUUCACUGAAAACUUUCAAUUUUUUAAUCAAUUUCUUAUAAAUUGAGAUAUAAAAUGAGGAUCGAGAUUGAACUCAGAACCUACUGACGAAUUAAUUGCUUCUACUUAAACUACACAUUUUAGUGGGAUUAUAUAGAAACAAGAAUUUAAUAAACCGAUUGGGAUGAUGUGUAACUCAAGGGCGAUUUGUAAUCAACAGAUCUCAAGUUUAAUUCCAAGCUCCAAUCUAUAUGCAUUGUAUAAGUAAUUGAUUUAAGGAUUAAAUAUUUAAUAUAAAAACAAUAUACAUAUAUAAACGGAUUGAGCACUCGCUGAUGUUAUUCUAUUCAAUUAACCAAUCGUUAUUUCUAGUUUCUAAA
This is a messenger RNA of Trachymyrmex septentrionalis, 1609 nucleotides long. RefSeq names its product C-factor (gene sni). Lineage: Eukaryota; Metazoa; Arthropoda; Insecta; Hymenoptera; Formicidae. The transcript is spliced from 6 exons. The record is from RefSeq and is a predicted model, not a curated record. Bases 13 to 759 code for a protein of 248 amino acids.